Messenger RNA from Lodderomyces oxycetoniae, 819 nucleotides. RefSeq lists its product as uncharacterized. Bases 1 to 819 code for a protein of 272 amino acids. Lineage: Eukaryota; Fungi; Ascomycota; Pichiomycetes; Serinales; Debaryomycetaceae. Gene Ontology annotation, cellular component: cytoplasm. The transcript has 2 exons. The record is from RefSeq and is a predicted model, not a curated record. Gene Ontology annotation, molecular function: protein-lysine N-methyltransferase activity.
AUGUGCGGCUCUGAAAAAAGUAGAAAACUUGAGAUGAGCUAUGGGAAAGAAAGAAUGACCGAUCAAAUAGAGCUAAACCAGUCGAAGCUUGGAACACGGGAAUACUGGAACGAAUUUUAUCGUAAAGAACAGCAGAACUUUCAGGAUAAUGAAGACGACACGGGAGAAUGUUGGUUCAACGAUUCUAACGCCGAGGAGAAAAUGAUUGAAUUUAUAAUCAACAAUAUUCAGGAAGCCACAUUCCCCGAUGGUUUGGCAAACAAGUCUGAUAUUCUGUUUCUAGAUAUAGGUACAGGCAAUGGCCAUUUGCUUUUCCAAUUAUGCGAACAACUCAAUGAGGAAUUGGGAGACAAGAAGGAGGGAAAUCAAUUCCAUUUCCAUGGGAUCGACUACUCUCCCGACUCAAUACAAUUUGCCACAAGUAUUGCUGAAAAAAAGUACCCCAAAAACAGUUUCAACUUUUGUCAAGUUGAUCUUCUUUCUAAAGAUGAAGCAUUUUUGAAUUCCCAUAGCUUUGAUAUACUAUUAGACAAGGGUACAUUAGAUGCAAUUGCAUUAAAUCAAGACCCUAUUGCAGAAUUUGGCGGGAAAAGGGGAAUGGAUGUGUAUGCUAAACAAGUAGCCAGAAUGAUGAAGACGCACUCUAUAUUAUUAAUUACGUCUUGUAACUUUACUGAAAAAGAGUUGAUUACUUUAGUAACGCUGGGAACCAAUUUGAAAGUAUGGUCUAAAAUAAAAUACCCAAAUUUUUCAUUUGGUGGUAUGGAAGGUUCAACAGUAGUCAGCAUAGCAUUUGUUCAAAAUGGGGAGUUUGCGUAG